CGUGUUUCAAGCUUUCUGAUAUUGCAAAGUACUGCACCAACAAUUGACACUAAACAAGAGACAGGCUUAGGAUGCCGGAUAGUCAGCCCCAGCGUAGAAGAAGACGACCAGCAGUCUCUUGUACUUUGUGUAGGCAGCGCAAGAUCCGUUGCAACCGCGAAACCCCAUGCAGUAAUUGCAUCAGGUCUAGAAACAGUACAUGCGAGUAUGAGACUUUGCCGGUGUUGCCUCAUCGCUCACGGGAAAGUGAUCGCGAUGAAGCUUCCAUCACCACCAUUUCUACUACGGCUCCACUCCAGGACAUGGAUUCUAUGAGAAAUCGCGUCACACUUCUCGAGAACCAACUUGAAAAUGCACUGCGAAGAGUCAUACGCUCUACUCCUCCAGCUCCUUCUACAGCUGAGACACCAGUUUCCAGCAUCGAAACGGCGGAUAGCCGUAUUGGUGGCACCUUCUAUAUCCACCAUGGAGAUCCUGCCCUUGGUCAAUCUCCCAACAUACAUCGCAGUCUCACGCACAAGAAAAGGAUGUACGGCCAGAGCCACUGGAUGAACAUGAGCGUGAUUAUGGUCCAAGACAUUGCGCAGAUGAUUGACGGACAAGCGAGAGAUCCCAGCACGCAAGACUUCAGCGAGAAGGUCUUCUCGGGGAUGCAUAAAUGCAAGCGAAUAGCCAGACUCGUCAAAUCGCAGAGAGAACCACCAUGGCCGUGUUCGCCAACACCAGAGCUGCCUCCAAAGAACAUUGCGGAUGAUCUGGUAGACUGUUAUCUCCGUACAUUUGAAAGCGUGUACCGAAUACUCCAUAUUCCUUCUUUCAAACGAACCUAUGAAGCUAUAUGGGUAACGGAGGGUGAUCCCGAUUCAACUUUCUUGGUGCAAUUGAAGCUGGUGUUGGCAAUAGGUGCAACGUCCUACAACAACAACUUUACGCUCCGUCCGUCAGCCAUGCGAUGGGUACAUGAAGCCGAGACAUUCCUUACCAACCCCCACCUUAAGCAUCGACUAGGUAUACAAUAUAUACAAAUAUAUUGUCUCCAGCUUCUUGCGCGACAGACAGCUGCUGUAGGCGAAGACAUGGUGUUCAUUUCCACGGGGAGUUUGAUACGCUCCGCAAUGUUUUUAGGUCUGCACAGGGACCCCGCGCAUCUGCCAGCGAGGACACUUUAUGCCAACGAAAUGCAUCGAAGACUUUGGACCACUGUUAUCGAGCUUUGCUUGCAGGCGAGUAUCUAUGCAGGUUGCCCACCUCUCCUGAGCCAGGACGAUUACGAUACCCAACCCGCCGGGAACUUUGAUGACGACCAGCUUGAAAACAACGACGCAAUUGCGAGGCCGGAAACUUUCUUGACGCAGUCAUCCGUCUCCAUAAUCCUGCGGAGAACUUUCCCAGCUCGGCUCGCAAUAGCUGCGUUUCUUAACAAUUUCACAUCCACUGGCACCUUUGAAGAAACCCUUCAACUUGACUCGGAGUUACGAAUAGGCUACAAGGCUUUGCGAGACGCUCUUCGAGGGUUUGAUUCUAACCAUGGAAACUUGCCAUCUGACUUCCAAAUCCGUGUGGUAGAUACGGUCAUGAACCGCUAUCUGUGCGCUGUCCAUACGCCUUUCUUCGGCCCUGCAUUGAAAGACGCGAAGUACGCAUUCUCAAGGAAAACAGUUUUUGACACAGCUCUGAAAAUGUGGUACGCGAUAUUCCCGGCCUCGAACGACUUCGGCUCAUCAUCUUCGAGUGGUACAACGUCCCCCGUAAGAGAUGAUCUCCAGCGAAUAGUCACCUGUGGUCAGGGAUUCCUCAGAUCGGCGGUGUUGCAAUCUAUCCUGAUGAUUGCAGUCGAAAUGAGAACGCAAAUACAGGAAGACGACGGUUUAAGUCCGACACCACUGCGGCGAGAUUUAUUCGCCAUCAUCCAAGAAGCCAAGUCGUGGUCGAUAUGGUGCAUGGAGGCCGGCGAGACAAACGUUAAGGCACUUGUGUUUGUGUAUCUCAUGGAAGCUUACACCAAAGGUCUUGCAAAGGGACUAGGCAAGGAAGCAAUCGGGAGGUCACUUGUGGAAGCCUCACACAAUGCUUUGCAGCGUGGAAUGGUAUUGCUGGAGGGAAUGAUGGAAACAGAGAUACCGAACCAAGAUCAGGCUGGUCUAGGGAGCCUUUCCCUGAAUGAUCUGACGCCCGAAAUGCUUGCAGAUUGGCAAUCAAUCCAGAUACCAACUGGUAUGAACGACCCCUAUGGCUACGACAUGAUGAACUGGGCUUUCGAUCAGACAGAAGUGCAAAACACAUGGCUCUUUUGAGAUUGCCAUGCCCGGAUCUGGAGUGAUUGCCUCUCAACGAGCCACUCAAGGAUCUCGGUGCAAAUCUGAUGUCCCCUAUCUGAGGAAAACCUGUUCUACAGCAAGCCGUAAUGCGCGUACGCACUAAUGUAGGUUCCGAGAUUCAGGUCGAUUAUCGGACUCAGUCGUCUU
Messenger RNA from Paraphaeosphaeria sporulosa, 2465 nucleotides. RefSeq lists its product as uncharacterized. The transcript is spliced from 3 exons. Gene Ontology annotation, cellular component: nucleus. Bases 72 to 2294 code for a protein of 740 amino acids. Gene Ontology annotation, molecular function: RNA polymerase II cis-regulatory region sequence-specific DNA binding; zinc ion binding; DNA-binding transcription activator activity, RNA polymerase II-specific. The record is from RefSeq and is a predicted model, not a curated record. NCBI's taxonomy places the organism in Eukaryota, Fungi, Ascomycota, Dothideomycetes, Pleosporales, Didymosphaeriaceae. Gene Ontology annotation, biological process: DNA-templated transcription; regulation of transcription by RNA polymerase II.